Messenger RNA from Micromonas pusilla CCMP1545, 912 nucleotides. RefSeq lists its product as uncharacterized. The transcript has 2 exons. The coding region runs from base 146 to 721 and encodes 191 amino acids. The record is from RefSeq and is a predicted model, not a curated record. NCBI's taxonomy places the organism in Eukaryota, Viridiplantae, Chlorophyta, Mamiellophyceae, Mamiellales, Mamiellaceae.
ACGCGCGUCCGCCGCGCGCACGUCUCCGCCGCGCCCGUUCGCUCGUCCGGCGCGCUCUCAAACGCACCCUCGCGUCCGCGCGCGCGUCGCCGGACCAGACCUCGCACGCGGCCUCGCGCCCCGCCCGCGACCGCGCGAGAAAAAGAUGGCGACGUUAUCGUCGGGCGCGACGCGAAGCCUCGCGCGCGGGACGCGCGCGCUCCGGGGCGGCGCGUCGCGUCGCCGCGCGCGACCGACGCCGACGCCGACGCGCCACCGCCGACGCGGGACGCCCGCGAUGGCGUUCCUCCCGAACCUGAUCCCGAACCCGAACUACCGAUGGGGCGACGACGAGAACCCGUCCGGCCCGCCGCGCGGCGGCACCGUCGACGAGGUCCUCUUCGCGCACGACAAGUGGAGGGUCGGCCACGAGCACGGCGUGGACGACCACGACGUCAUCUACCGCUCGUUUCGAUGCCGCGACGCGAAAACCGGUCACGCGUUGCUCGAGUCUCUGCAAGACGCGCUGUACUCGGACAACGAGCGCGGGUGCCGCAUUCGAAGGGAGACGCAGGGGAUGUUCUACAUGUGCUGCGACGGCGUCCGCGUGCGUCUGAACGAGCCGAAGCACGAGGUGCUGGUGGAGGUGCCGAUGCCCGCGGAGACAAACGCGCAGCUGGCGGAAUGUCGGAAGACGCUCGGGACGGUGGAGACCGUCGCGAAGAAGCACCACUCGCGGUGACGCGACGUGACGCGACGUGGCGAAGCGCCACCCGCGCGCGGCGUGAUUGGUUGUUGGAUGCCACGUGGCGGGCGGGCGUCGAAUCGCGCGCGUCGCGCUCGCUGCUAGACCUCAUCGUGUGAUGAUACAGUAAGGUUACGUUCGCGCUCAAAGUCGUCACUUCGUGAUGACCGAGCGCGGCGUUAUCGCUU